CACGUUCUAUACAUGUACUGACUACCCAUCAUGUCGCACAAAUCUAAUCUCCUCAUCUUCGGUGCCACCGGCAGCAUCGGCCAAUACAUCACCGACGCCAUCGUCAGCGCCCAAGACUCCUUCGGCCGCAUCUCCAUCUUCACCAGCCCCAACACCCUCACCAACAAGCCCGAUGAGAUCAACGCACUCCGCCACAGGGGUGUUGAUAUCCUGGUGGGCGAUAUUACCAAUCGCGAUGAGGUGCUCAAGGCCUAUGGAGGCGUCGACACCAUCAUCUCCGCCCUAGGUCGUGGCGCCAUUGCAGCCCAGAUCCCUCUUAUUCAACUAGCUAACGAGACUCCUCACAUCAAGCGCUUUCUACCUUCGGAAUAUGGCACGGAUAUUGAAUACAGUCCCGCUUCGCAGCACGAGAAGCCCCACCAGCAGAAGCUCAAGGUCCGCGCUGCCCUCAAGGAGGUGCGCAGUGACCUCGAGUAUGCCUACGUCGUGACGGGUCCUUAUGCAGACUUUCCCUUCUACCUGGGCCGGUCGAACUUUGCCAAGGGGGGCACCUUUGAUGCGGUCGCCAAGAAGGCUGUGUUGCUGGGUGAUGGACAAGGUCGGAUCAGUCUGACCGCGUGUGCGGAUGUCGGAAAAUUCGUCGUCCAUGCCCUGACCCACUGGGAUGCUGCUCGUAACCGCGCACUCAAAGUCAACUCGUUUACUACGACCCCGGCCGAGAUCCUGACGCUCUUUGAGAACCAGACCGCGAGUGAUUGGACAGUCGAAUAUACCUCGCUGGAUGAGCUGCGGGCGUUUGAGAAGGAGGCCUGGGAUAAGGGUGCCCCCGAGGCUACACUGUACACGCUGCGGCGCAUUUGGACGGAGGGAGGGACUCUGUACGAGCGUCGGGACAAUGAAGACAUCGGCGUGACGGAGACGACGACGUUGUCUGAGCUGGUGAAAGACUCUGUCCAGAAGCAGGUCGAGGCGGGUGCAGCUAAGCAUUGAGAAUGAGCACGGGCAUGUAACAAAUAGGUAUAUGAUCGAUGAUCCCAGCUGUAGUCUACGUCGCACUGGAAAGUAUCGAGGCGAACUGCUCGUAGGCGGAAAACACAAUACCACCGCUCAAUACCAACCGGCCAAGGCGCAUAGUGCUGCCUCGCCAGAACCCCUGAAUGCCCUCCUCGCGCAGCAGCUCCGUCACCGCUUCCGACAUGCCUUUCUGGCUCAUCCCCUGGACGCGGGUCUUGACCGUGUCAAACGGCUGCGUCGCGUAGACGGUGAUGGUGCCGGCUAUUGAGCCCAUGAAGAAGGUGGUAGCCCCGUUGACCGGGAUGGACCGCUCCUUGAAUGUUUCUUUGAGCAUGUUGUAGGACCCCAUGCGCACUGCGGAGGUGGCAGACUGCUUCACCGUUG
This is a messenger RNA of Aspergillus sclerotioniger CBS 115572, 1398 nucleotides long. Its product is annotated as NAD(P)-binding protein. The record is from RefSeq and is a predicted model, not a curated record. Bases 31 to 990 code for a protein of 319 amino acids. The transcript is spliced from 3 exons. NCBI's taxonomy places the organism in Eukaryota, Fungi, Ascomycota, Eurotiomycetes, Eurotiales, Aspergillaceae.